Molecule: messenger RNA, 5581 nt
Organism: Salvelinus fontinalis (brook trout)
Lineage: Eukaryota; Metazoa; Chordata; Actinopteri; Salmoniformes; Salmonidae
Gene: rps6kc1
Product: ribosomal protein S6 kinase polypeptide 1
Exons: 16
Coding region: 133-3627 (1164 amino acids)
Biological process (GO): protein phosphorylation
Cellular component (GO): early endosome
Molecular function (GO): ATP binding; protein kinase activity; phosphatidylinositol binding
Source: RefSeq, a predicted model, not a curated record
CCUACAUCCGGUGAAUUAUCUGGCUCUUUGUUCUAUCUCUGUGUAGCAGCGGCUAUCUGGAACGAAGCAAAGCAGCCCCGGCUUUUUAGACUGGGAAUCAGCUGGCUAGCUAAUGGCUAUGCUUCAAUCAGAAUGAUAUCGCAGCGGGAACGAGGAGAACUCGCACGUUUUUAUACUGUUACGGACCCUAAAAAGCAUAAGAAAGGCUAUACAGUGUACAAAGUCACUGCAAGGAUCAUCUCCAGAAAGAACCCGGAGGACGUCCAAGAGAUCACGGUGUGGAAGAGGUACAGUGAUUUCCGGAAACUUCAUCACGACCUCUGGCAGCUACACAGGAAUCUCUUCAGCCAAUCAGAGCUCUUCCCACCAUUCGCCAAGGCCAAAGUGUUUGGUCGUUUUGAUGAGACGGUGAUUGAGGAGAGGAGGCAGUGCUCAGAAGAUCUGCUCCAGUUCUCUGCUAACAUCCCAGCCCUCUACAGCAGCCAGCACAUUCAGGACUUCUUCAAGGGAGGGGAGGUCAGCGACGGCUCAGAGCUUAUUGGACCGGCCGAACCCUUCUUGGACUUCCUGGCUGACAGCCUAUCAGACUGCGGCUCUGAAGUUCAGAGGGAUCUCGGUGGAGUAGAUGAUUUGACCAUUACCAGUCAGUCUGAAUAUGGAGGUCCGUCCAGUGACAGUGACCUGACUUCCCUGGCCGUAGACAUAGACUCUUUGGCUGAGCUGGACGAUGGCAUGGCCUCUGGCCGUAGCUCGCCCAACCAGCCACUGGGAGGCUCCAGCACCAUCACCAGUACCCACAGCAGCCCCUCUCUGCCCCCCCUGUAUGACUACCAGCAGCACCACCAUCAGCAGCACACCUCAAGUCCAGCCCCCGGCUCCCCAGCCCCCGAGGUCAGCCGAACUAGCAGGACAGCUCUGUUCCCCUCCAGUCUGAGGAGAGGUAACGCUAACGCCAGGGAAACCAAGAGAGACUACCUGGACAGGGCUAGCGAACACAUCCGAUUGGCUGUGCAGAAGGAAGCAGAGCAGGACUACCAAUCAGCUUUCUCCUACUACAGGAGCGGGGUGGAUUUGCUUCUGCAAGGGGUGCAAGGCGAGCCCAGCCCUACGAGGCGGGAGGCUGUGAAGAGAAGGACGGCUGAGUAUCUGAUGCGUGCUGAGCAGAUAUCCAAUCAGCAUCUGAGAAACAGCAUGGGUCAAGGGUCAACACAGACAGUGGCCAUGGGGGCACAAUGCUCUACCGCCACAUGCAGAGGGGGUCAGCAGAGUCCAGCCGAGGAGCUCAGGGCCUACAUGGUGCUGGGGGUCAUCGAUAAGGUUCUUCUGGUUAUGGACAAGAGAACCCAGGAGACCUUUAUUUUGAAAGGCUUGAGGAAGAGCAGUGACUGUGGGAGACCCAAGCGGACCAUCAUGCCUCACUCUGUACCCCACAUGGUGCGGCUGAGGAAGUUCAUUGUCUCAGAGGACACUGUGUUUCUUCUGCUACAUUACGCUGAGGGUGGGAAGCUGUGGUCUCACAUUGGGAAGUUCCUGCGUAACUCCAGCCCGGAGGACAGCUUCGACAUUCCCUUCAUUCAGAAAAGCCACACUACGGCAGUCUACUCUGCCCAACAUGCUGCUCCCAAGCUGGGCUUGGACUCUGGCAGCUCUGGGUCUGGGCCUGGAGCUGGGUCUGGUUCUGGAUGUGUGCUCCAGAGGCAAGAGGAGUCUUCUCUUGUCCUCCCCCAGAAGAGUGCUCUGCCUCCUGGACUGGCUGACCGCCUUAGGCCCCAGCCGGACUCUGGAGCGACCUCUGAGUUAGAGGAGUGCACCGACAGUUAUCUGAAUCUCUGUAAUGAGUACGAGCAAGAAAAGGUAGAACCAGAAGCUCUAGGAGAGGGGGAAGAGAAGGAGGGAGAGGGGUGUGUGUCGAGAGGACAGGAAGCAUCGUCGCUGGAUGUCACCGUCACCACGACGACCACUUCCUCCAGGACUCGCUCACUGCUUAGCAACGACAGCCUCUGCUCUCCAAUCAGCGCCCAGGAGCUGCGUUUCUUUACUCAGACGGCCGGGGAUCACAACAACGGGCAUGGCCAGGAAAUCGGGCAGGACCACGGCGAGGUGUUCAGCCCCUUGCUCUCCCCCGCCGUUCCCCUCUCGUUGGACCAGUCCAAACGCACCCCCAUGGAGUUCUUCCGUAUCGAUAGUAAGGACAGUGCUAGCGAGGUGACGUGGUGUCCUGACUCGGCCGAGCUGAGGCCCAAACCAGACCCUUCCAAGCCACUCCCCUUCCUGUCCACCUCUGACCUGGGCUCUGAAGUCACAGACCUGUCGGACUUUGUGGAGGAGGUGAAAGGUCAUGGAGGUGGGUCUGACCGGUGGGGUCUGGAUGGUAGUGACCAGGGCUCUAAUGAAUCGGUACCAGUCAUCUCCUUUAAAGAGGCAGUGGUGGAGGACGAGGGUCGACCCCCUGACCUCCUGGUCAACCUGCCUGGGGUCAUGGGUGGGGAGGGGUUGGUGGGGGUAACUGGGGAAGUGGAGGCCCUACAGGAGGAGCUGGUGUCCUCGGGGGUGUGUCUGGCCCAGGAGGCCAAAACCUCCCCUAAGUUGACCCAGCCGGACGUGCUGCAGCUCCACCAUGAACUUGAGGAGGGGGAGGAGCUGGCUGUGGUGCGGGCCCUCCCCUCGAGGGACAAACACACCACCUCUUCCUCUCCCUGCGCCUCCCUGGGGGACGACUGUGGCCUGGCCUUCGGACAAGAUGUCAAAAUGGCUUCCGGAGCUCCCGUACUCCCGAAUAAGGACUUCCUUCCUGCCAGCGCUGUGUCUAUAGCCCCGCUCUCUUCCUCCAACACAGACAUUCCAUUCGCUGACUCACUUAGCUCACUUCCUGAAAGAUUAGAAGCCAUUUUGAACCCACAGGUACACCCUGACAGUUUGGUUCUUAACCCAGACGGGACGAUAGCUGGCUCCAACUGUGGUCAGGAUGGGACAGGAGCUAGCUCUGGGGCAGAGAGUGCACUAGGCGUUGAGUCCCAGUUCCAGGCCUGUAAGGCUGGUGUGUUUGGUGUGGAGGACGUGGUAGAGUCAGAUAAGGAUGUGUCUCGGCUGUUUGCAGAGCUUGACCAGUUGUCUGCUGUAGCGUCCCAGGCCAGGAUUCCAGAGGAGUUUGUGAGGUGCUGGGCGGUGGACAUGGUCUCUGCCUUGGACUCACUCCAUCAGGAGGGCAUCGUCUGUAAGGACCUCAACCCCAACAACAUCCUCAUCAACAGCAAAGGCCAUGUUGAGCUGACGUAUUUCUGCAGCUGGAGUGACGUGGAGGACUCCUACGACAGGGAGGCCAUCGCUAACAUGUACAGUGCACCAGAGGUGGGCGGUAUAAGCGAGGAGACGGCAGCGUGUGAUUGGUGGAGUUUGGGAGCCAUCUUGUUUGAGCUGCUCAUAGGCAAGUCUCUGCUGCAGUGCCACCCAGCUGGUAUCAGUCGCCACACAGCCCUCAACGUCCCUGAGUUUGUAUCUGAGGAGGCCAUGUCGCUACUGGUGGAGCUUCUCCAGUUCAACCCCAUAGAGAGGCUGGGGGCGGGGGUGGCAGGAGCAGAGGACAUCAAAUCACAUCCCUUCUUUGGCCGAGUGGACUGGCCCAAAUAAGCCCAGUGCAUUGUGGGACGGUGGAGGUCAGAAAUGAAUGCUGUGGGCGGAUCGAGCUGCUGACAGGGUGGGCACACACACACACGCACACACGUACACCCAGACAUGGCCAGUGUCAACAAGUGAACUCUUGUUGGGGAGUUGGUCAAAUCGUCUACACACCUACCUUGUACAUGUUACUCUCACUGACGUUCUCUUUUUCCUCAUGUUGAGCAGCUUAGACUGUUGAGACAUGAUGCAUGUGGUGCAAUAAACUAACUAGUGCUUUUAUGGAAGGGUGGUUCACAAAGUCAAUGAAACGUUUUAUUAUUUCAACAAGACAACCAACGGUCUUCUGACAUUUCACAGUACAUGUACGUUCCCCUGUAUUGAUAGGUUGCAUACUGUUUUGUCCGACCUAAAAUUGUAGAUGCCCUCCUCUUGGCCGCAGAGCCAGAAUGUUGCUGUUUUAAACCGUAAUAUCCUGCAAUUCUACACUUUGCCAUGGGGCGAACUGAAAAUGUUACUGUUUUAAAGCUAAUUCCCUGCAAUUCUACACUUUUACUACAAUUCUACACAUAAUUCAACACAUUUUGCUGUGGGGCGGUGAGAACAUUUUUUAUUUUUAAAGCUAGUUUCCUGCAAUUCUACACAUUUUGUCAUAGCAUAAGAACACGGCAUAAGCCAUUUGAGUGACUCAAACAUAACAUCUAUGGGGCCCCAUGCCAUUUUUUGACUUUUAGAUUCUCCCGGACUGUCUAGUUUUUGUUUUGGUGAUUGUUAGUUCUCAAAGAUGAUCUUAUUUUAAAAUAUAUAGCUCUUAGCUUUUCUACCUACUUUUAUAUCUGGUUUUAGUCAUUUCCGUUUACACUGAAAACAUUUUAUCCUGAAAGUUAUUUGAAUUUUUGCAUAAAAAAAUAAAAUAAAACUACAUUUUUGGGAGUUUUGACAACGAUUGGCCACUGCUAGAUGAAUAUAGGGGAAACACUGGCAUUGUACACAGGAGAUGCAUUGUAUAACAGUUGCCAUGGUUGAAUGAAGGGUGAAUAUUGGUUGGAUUAUGGUUGAGUAAUGUUUUUGUAGGGUUGUCUGAAUGGUAUAGUCGAAGGUGCGUUUUUUUUUUAGCCAGAGAAACCCACUGUACUGUACAUCAGUGUUCUUCUGUGCAUUUGAUAAUAUAUUAUAUAUCAUAUUUAAUGAAAAGACAACUAUUGUAGAUUCAAUAAUUGAUGUUCAUGCAUUGAUCUCGUCAUGUCCAUUGUCAUGUAGCCUAAAACUCCCCAUCUGUGUGUUGUCAAGGUAACUUGUAAUGUCAUUUAUAUUCAUCUGUCUCACACCCAAUCCUCAUUGGUGUCCACUUCUACUCUGACCAAUACCUACUAUUUUCAAUCACUCACUGCCUCUACACAAUUUUUUUACAAUGAAUGUAGAGCUCCCAUUGGAUGACCUGACAGACUCCGCCUAUUACAAGUCCCACUGUAUGCUGCCUUCCUUGUUAAAAUGGCAGAACACUGUCACCCCCAAUGUAACUCCUGCGCAUCACAUACUGCCUCCUGCGCAUCACAUACUGCCUGUAACUAACCACAGAUCUAGGAUCAGCUUACACUAACCCAAUAUAACCAUAAACUACUCAGAGGAAAAACUGACUAUAGACCAGUACUUGGACACCUUGAUGAUUUGAAAAUCCCUAUUCAAACCUGAUUGAUUCCUCUAUUUUGUUCUGGCUCUCUGGUUAAUUGAUUGACUAACGGCAUGGCAUGGACCUAGCAGUUAGCCGUACACUUAGUCACUAUCCAUGUCCUACAAUGACCUAUUCUCUGAGAUGCCAAACACUACCAGUGAGAGAUGUAUGUAUGCCUACAAUAGUUGGUUUUGUAUGUUUCUUACUGUAUCUAGCUAUUCUCACUUACACAUGUUUUAUGUAUUAGUCUGUCUUCUCUGGAAUACAACUUAAUAAACACACAUCUGGAUCAUC